AUGGCCAACGCCUCCCCCCCCCUCUCGCCCCGGACGACGCUCUCCGCCUCCACCCAGCCCCAGCCUGCCAUCCCCAGCCUGCCCCACGACAUCCUCGCCGCCGCCCACUGUCUCGCCCCACUCGACGACCUCCAUCUGGCCCACCUCGUCAACGAGCUCAAGCCGCCGCUGCCGGUCUGGUCGAUCUACUCCGAGCCAGCAUCGGCUGCAAACGAGCCCGCGGGAGGCCCGGUGAUCGAGUCCAACGACAGACUCAGACCCGACGAGCUUGCCGACCUGCCCGCCCCCGAGGCCGAACGGCUCCAUGCCGCAUACGACAUCGAGGACCAUCUCGACUGCUCGCCCGAUCGCCUGCUCGUCUUCGGCCCCUCCACGCCCCUCGCCGACCUCCUCAGACAGGUCAAGCAGGUCCUCAUCACCAACGCUUGCUUGCCAAACACCCUCGCCCGCAGCCAAACCAGGAACACCAACAACACUAUCAACCAUCCUCAUCUCGGCCCACCACCACCAUCAUCAUCAUCCUACGACCAGUCCGCCAACCAAGUCUAUGUCGCAAGGGUCUGGUUUCAGCCCAACGAGGGCCCCCACGGCCUGUACAAGUGGGCCAAGGGCGGCGCCGAUCUGAUCAGAUUCGAAAUCGCUCCCCACAUUGAUAUCUCCAGAGCUCAUGAACCUCACCCAGUCGUCAUCAAUUGGUGCCCCGUCGAAGUCGCUUUGUCGCAAGCCUUGGAGGUUGGCCAUCAACUGUUGGCGUUACUUCACUCCCGACAAUUUACAGAGAUCCUAGAGUGCAUACAAGACGAAUCGACGGAGUUCCGGGCGAUCAAUCCGAUCGUCUGGCUCGUCGACCCCUCCCACUUAUCUCACGAACUCUGGCCGCUCAACCACCAUGAUGACCACCAGCCUCAGUCGCCACCCGCGGACCCACAUCCUCCUGCUGCUGUGCCCUCCUCCUCUAGCCUUCCGAUCCACUCCAAACCCACCCCCAAAAAUCUCGCCGACGAUCUACCGAGCUGGCUAGACGAUUUGCUGGAUCGACGGCUGCCCCGGCUGUUGUCGCUGCCGGACGGCUGUCUGUCAUACGAGCUACUCCACCACGCUCAUCCAGUAAACACGGUAGCCCCCAAUGUCCAGCUGUCAAGCCUGCCGCCGGUCCUUCAUCACAACUGCCACCAUCCCCUGCAUCAACAUCCACAUCACAUCGGUCACCAUCGGAAGGGGAGCAGGAACGGCAGCGCCUCUCUGGCGGAAUGGCCCCCGAUCGACCAGGCCACGCCCGGAGCACCUUCCUCCCUCCCUCCCCCUUCUUCUUCUUCUUCGGCUGCCACUGCUGCGAACCACAUCAUCGAUUGUUUGCAAAGCUUCGCGACCGUGAUCGAUCAUCAUCUGCAUCCUCAGACCGACACAGCACCCAAACUGCCGACCGAGCUCUUCUGCUGCUCUUCAACUACUACGGCAAAUCACACCGCAAGGACCACCGCUCAUGAGCCGGUUAUCGGGCUAGGAAGUAAGGGCAAAGCGUUGAAGGAAGCCAUGGAUCGCGAAGACGAUGAAUUCAUCAGACAGCAGCGCCAUCUGAACCAUUCCCUCAUGCAAGUGUCUGCGACCGCUUCAGAAGACACGGGUCGUGCCCGGCUCGGGCCGUCCAAACACACGUGGGACGAAGGCGAAGACGUCGACGAUUGA
Molecule: messenger RNA, 1686 nt
Organism: Puccinia triticina
Lineage: Eukaryota; Fungi; Basidiomycota; Pucciniomycetes; Pucciniales; Pucciniaceae
Exons: 6
Coding region: 1-1686 (561 amino acids)
Source: RefSeq, a predicted model, not a curated record